This is a messenger RNA of Scatophagus argus, 2480 nucleotides long. It is a transcript of the gene prkcdb, whose product is annotated as protein kinase C, delta b. Lineage: Eukaryota; Metazoa; Chordata; Actinopteri; Scatophagidae. Gene Ontology annotation, biological process: protein phosphorylation. Bases 247 to 2460 code for a protein of 737 amino acids. The record is from RefSeq and is a predicted model, not a curated record. Gene Ontology annotation, molecular function: diacylglycerol-dependent serine/threonine kinase activity; ATP binding. The transcript is spliced from 17 exons.
CAGUAGAACAGAGCCAGACACGGAGCGACAAGCAUCAGAAAGAGAGAGCGAGAGGGCUUUAAUUAAGAGCAGCCGACUCGAGCACUUCCUUAAACAUUACUGAAGAUUUUGAAGUCGUAUCUCCGGGGGACAAAGAAAGAAAAAUAACGUGCUUCAGAAAGUAAAUAAUCCAAGCCGGGUACAAUCUCACGACCAACGGGAGUGUUUGCAGCUCGGCGGAAGAGGAGGCUUAGGUGAGCGGUCACCAUGGCACCCUUCCUGCGUAUUGCUUUCAAUGCUUAUGAUGUGGGCGUGCUGCCUCCUCUGUCCGACCCUCCCAUCUGCGCUAUCAAGAUGAAGGAGUCUGUCAACACAGAGCGAGGGAAGACUUUGGUUCAGAGAAAGCCCACCAUGUAUCCAGCAUGGAAGUCCACAUUUGAUGCUCACAUCUAUGAGGGGCGUGUCCUGGAAGUGGUCCUCAUGAAGAGCACCGAGGAGCCGUUGGCCAAGGCCACGAUGGGUGUGUCUGUACUGGCAGAACGCUGUAAGUCUAAGAGCAACGGUCGCACUGAGUUCUGGGUGGACCUUCAUCCUUCAGGGAAGAUCCAGAUGGCUGUACAGUUCUUCCUGGAGGACAGUGAUGCAGUGCUGUGUAAGCCUUCGAUGAAGGUUAUUCCCGAGGAUGGAGUCACGACCCUCAACAGGAGAAGAGGAGCCUUUAAGCAGCCCAGGGUUCACUUAAUCAAGAACCACGAGUUCACGGCCACCUUCUUUGGCCAGCCCACCUUCUGCUCUGUCUGCAGAGAGUUCCUGUGGGGGCUCAACAAGCAAGGUUACAAGUGCAGACAAUGCAAUGCGGCAAUCCACAAGAAAUGCAUCGAAAAAAUCAUUGGCAGGUGCACUGGAACAGCAGCCAACAGUCGUGACACUGUGUUCCAGAAAGAGCGCUUCAAGAUUGAUAUGCCACAUCGCUUCAAGUACUACAACUACAAGAGCCCCACAUUCUGUGACCACUGUGGCAGUCUGCUAUGGGGUCUCUACAGACAGGGCCUCAAAUGUGAAGAGUGUGGCAUGAAUGUACACAGUUACUGUCAAGGCAAAGUGGCCAAUCUGUGUGGAAUUAACCAGAAACUGCUGGCGGAGGCUCUGUCUCAAGUCUCCCAGAAAUCUAUGAAGAAGUCUGAUGACUUCAAUGCAGCCGACAUUGGGGUCUACCAAGAUAUCCGCAGUGCAACAGCAGACCCUAGUGCAGGUGGCAACAGCAAGACACAUGAAGGCUUGAGCCCAGCCCCAGGAGCUCCUACAGCUCCCCGGCUACGCCUCACCAUCAAAGACCUGGUUCUCCACAAGGUGCUGGGAAAAGGCAGCUUUGGCAAGGUGCUGCUGGCGGAGCUGAAGGGACAGGGACAGUACUUUGCUGUCAAGGUUCUGAAGAAGGAUGUUGUUCUCAUGGAUGAUGAUGUGGAGUGCACCAUGGUUGAGAAGAGAGUCCUGGCCCUGGCCUGGGAGAACCCCUUCCUCACACAUCUCUACUCCACAUUCCAGUCUAAAGAGCACCUCUUUUUUGUCAUGGAGUACCUGAAUGGAGGCGACUUGAUGUUCCACAUUCAAGACAAAGGCCGCUUCGAUCUCAACAGAGCCACGUUCUAUGCUGCUGAGAUAAUAGUGGGACUGCAGUUCCUCCACUCAAAAGGAAUUAUCUACAGAGACCUGAAGCUGGACAAUGUGAUGCUGGACAAGGAUGGACACAUAAAGAUAGCAGACUUUGGCAUGUGCAAAGAGAAUGUGUUUGGAGAGGCCAGAGCUACCACAUUUUGUGGGACACCAGACUACAUUGCACCAGAGAUCCUGCUGGGACAGAAGUACACCUUCUCGGUAGACUGGUGGUCUUUCGGAGUGCUGGUGUACGAGAUGCUGAUUGGUCAGUCGCCCUUCCAAGGUGACGAUGAGGAUGAGCUGUUUGAGUCCAUUAGGUCGGACACCCCUCACUACCCUCGGUGGAUCACCAAGGAGGCCAAGAGCCUGCUCGAGCUGGUGACUGUUACAUAUGUUAUCAGACACACUUACAGCUUCUCCAUCACACACACACACACACGGUUGGCUUUCAGUGCAUUCGUUCUUCCUUAUCACAACAUGAGGGGGGGAGUUGUUUUCGUAAUCGAAAUGUCUUCUUUCCAUCCAUCAUUUUUCCAGCUGUUUGAGCGAGAUCCCAGCCGCAGGUUGGGUGUGGUAGGAGACAUUCGUGCACACCCAUUUUUCAGAAUCAUCAACUGGCCAGCACUGGAGAAGAAAGAAGUGGAUCCUCCUUUUAAGCCCAAAGUGAAAUCUCCCAACGACUGUAGCAACUUUGACCGAGAGUUCCUGAGCGAGAAGCCACGGCUCUCCCACGCGGACAAGAACCUCAUUGACUCCAUGGACCAGGCAGCAUUUGCUGGCUUUUCCUUCAUCAACCCCAGACUGGAACAGAUGAUCAGCAAAUGAAAAAAAAAAAAAAAAGAAGA